CGCGAAACUAGUCACAGUGUCUUUACCAUUUGCCCAUCGAUAGCUACGCUUCAACACCGGUGUCACAAUGCCAAAGGAUUAUCAAGCCGAGAAAGAAAAGUGCAAGACCUUCUUGCAGGAAUUUUACAAGGAAGAUGAAAGUGGAAAGAAGCAGUUCAAGUAUGGAGCACAACUGGUUAAUAUCGCUCACAGAGAGCAGGUUUCUCUUUACAUUGAUUUGGAUGAUCUGGCAGAAGAAGACCCAGAGUUGGUUGAUUCAAUCUGUGAGAAUACAAGAAGAUAUACUAACCUCUUUGCAGAUGCUGUUCAGGAGCUGCUACCGGAGUAUAAAGAAAAAGAGGUGGUGCAUAAAGAUGCUUUAGAUGUAUAUAUUGAGCAUCGGCUUAUGGUCGAACAGCGAGGUAGAGAUCCCAAUGAGAUUCGUGACCCCCACAACCAGUAUCCACCUGAGCUUAUGCGAAGAUUUGAACUUUACUUCAAGGCACUGAGCAGUGCAAAAGCACGUGUGGUGAGAGAUGUAAAGGCUGAUUCAAUUGGAAAGUUGGUGACAGUUCGUGGAAUUGUCACCAGAGUCACAGAAGUAAAACCCAUGAUGGUGGUAGCAACCUACACAUGUGACCAAUGUGGUGCUGAAACUUACCAACCUAUUCAGUCUCCAACAUUCAUGCCUCUCUUAAUGUGCCCAAGUAAAGAAUGUCAAACUAACAGGUCUGGCGGAAGACUCUAUCUUCAGACUCGUGGCUCUAAGUUUAUAAAGUUCCAGGAAUUAAAGAUUCAGGAGCAUAGUGACCAAGUUCCAGUGGGUAACAUCCCUCGCUGUAUGACUGUUUAUGUGCGUGGAGAAAACACUCGUCUGGUACAACCUGGAGACCAUGUCGGUAUAACAGGAGUCUUUCUGCCAAUGCUGAGAAGUGGGUUCCGGCAAGUGGUACAGGGGCUGCUCUCUGAGACAUAUCUUGAUUCUCAUCGGCUGGUGAAGAUGAAUAAAACAGAGGAUGAUGAGCUGGGCAAUGAGGCGUUAACUGAGGAAGAGCUUAGGCAAAUUACAGAGGAGGAUUUCUAUGAGAAGCUAGCAGCCUCCAUUGCUCCUGAGAUUUACGGCCAUGAAGAUGUGAAAAAGGCGCUUCUGCUUCUCUUGGUUGGUGGAGUUGACCAUUCACCCCGUGGUAUGAAGAUCAGAGGCAAUAUUAAUAUCUGUCUAAUGGGAGAUCCAGGAGUAGCCAAAUCACAGCUUUUGUCCUACAUUGAUCGUCUAGCACCACGCAGUCAGUACACAACAGGUCGUGGUUCAUCUGGAGUCGGUCUUACUGCUGCAGUGAUGAAAGAUCCUGUUACAGGCGAGAUGACUUUGGAGGGAGGAGCUCUGGUUCUUGCUGAUCAGGGUGUGUGUUGCAUUGAUGAAUUUGAUAAAAUGAUGGAUAGUGACAGGACUGCAAUCCAUGAGGUCAUGGAGCAGCAGACUAUCUCUAUUGCCAAGGCUGGGAUUAUGACCACAUUGAAUGCUCGUUGCUCCAUUCUUGCAGCUGCUAAUCCAGCCUAUGGGAGGUAUAACCCAAAGAAGAGUAUAGAGCAUAAUAUUCAACUACCUGCUGCCUUACUGUCUCGAUUCGACUUGCUUUGGCUAAUCCAGGACAAACCAGAUAGAGAUAAUGACCUCAGGCUUGCCCAACAUAUAACUUAUGUUCAUCAACACAGCAAACAGCCACCUUCACAGUUCCAGCCUCUGGACAUGAAACUUAUGAGGCGUUACAUUUCAAUGUGUAGGAGCAGUCAACCAUCCAUCCCUGAAUCCCUGGCUGAUUAUCUGACUGCUGCCUAUGUAGAAAUGAGGAAGGAGGCACGUACCAACAAAGACACAACAUUUACUUCAGCUCGAACUCUUCUGUCUAUUCUUAGGCUCUCUACAGCUCUAGCUCGAUUGCGUCUGGUGGAUACUGUGGAGAAGGAAGAUGUAAAUGAAGCAAUGAGGUUAAUGGAAAUGUCAAAAGACUCUCUUCUGGGAGACAAAGGACAAGCAUCCAGGACACAACGGCCUGCUGAUGUCAUAUUUGCCACAAUUAGAGAAAUGGUUCCAGAGAAAGGGCCACGUAGUGUAAAGUUCACAGAAGCGGAACAGAGAUGCGUUUCCAAAGGUUUCACCCCUGCUCAGUUUGAGGCUGCUCUGGAAGAGUAUGAAGAGCUCAAUGUUUGGUUGGUUAAUCAGGCUCGUACCAAGAUUACAUUUGUCUGACCUUGGUUUCCGUCAUGGAAACUCUUAUAAGCUUCUGGACUUCUUGCAUCAGACUCAAUUCUUGGGAUUGUCCUGCUUUCAUAAAGGAUUUGGCUUUACGCCUGGACUAUUUCCUUCCCCCAAAACUUAUUUUGAUAUUUCCCCCCAUCUGGAUAAUAGCCUUUUAGAAUUGGCUCAAUAGACAUUUUGUAGGAAAUGCCAUGUAAUGCAAACCUUUCCGAAUCCUGUUGCGAAUACUUUAGCACUUUUUAUCCAUUUUCCCAUCUGUUGUGAAUUAAUGUAGGUAUUUAUCAGCAAUAUUACUGAAGCUGCACUGUAGCUGACUACAUACUGCUAUCAUUUUUCAUCACUGUCAUUCAGACUAUUUGAACAAGCAUUUUUUUUUUUUUAUUCCCCCCCCCCCCCCCCCCCCCCCCCAUUUCAAAUUGAUGUGGUGUCUAAGUAUGUUUAAUUGCCCUGCAAGUGGUUGAGAAAAAAAUAUGGGACACCUUUUCUACCAUUUACGGUAAUUUGUUCUAAAUCUAAUACAUUUUGAUAAAUAAAGAAUUUCUAGCCCACAAAA
Molecule: messenger RNA, 2792 nt
Organism: Bombina bombina (fire-bellied toad)
Lineage: Eukaryota; Metazoa; Chordata; Amphibia; Anura; Bombinatoridae
Gene: MCM7
Product: minichromosome maintenance complex component 7
Exons: 16
Coding region: 68-2230 (720 amino acids)
Biological process (GO): double-strand break repair via break-induced replication; DNA replication initiation; DNA strand elongation involved in DNA replication
Cellular component (GO): MCM complex; nucleus
Molecular function (GO): ATP binding; ATP hydrolysis activity; single-stranded DNA binding
Source: RefSeq, a predicted model, not a curated record